AUGGGGCACCUGUUUGGGCACCUGUCUGGACCCAAGGAGCGUCAGCUGGGCGACUGCUCGCAGUCCCCCGCACCUUCCUCCAGCAGAGCCAAGGGCGUCACCGCACCGGUGACGCUGCAUGCGCGGGUGGCGGAAUUGAAUCGAAAACUGGAAGAGAUCUUCAAGAGCUCCAAGUCUUCGCCAAAGUUGCAGGAGCUGGAGCAAGGCCUCGAUGAAUUGGAAGACUGGCUUCAAGCGCAACAUGCCGGAACCUCCCAAAUCUUGUUGCAUGCAAGUACCAAGAAGAACUAUGUGGUGCAGCAUGCGCAGCAGUUGCAGGACUUUGCCAAAGAGCUCAAGGAAGUGGAGGCGCUGGAGAGCUAUGUGAACACCCCAUCGCUACGUGAGCUGCCCGCCUAUGGGGAUCGCUUGAGAAAGGUCGACGCCAACAGCGCGGUAAUGGUGGGGUCAGCGGCCGCACUUCACGAUCAAGUGGGGCGUUUGGCAGAAGAUUACUACGCGGCGAUGACGUCUUUGAACGAGCAGUUGCUUUCUUGGGACCGAUUGUUGCAGGAGAAGAUUGGCACGGGCGUUUGA
Messenger RNA from Cladocopium goreaui, 576 nucleotides. NCBI's taxonomy places the organism in Eukaryota, Dinophyceae, Suessiales, Symbiodiniaceae. The record is from the annotation of a GenBank genome assembly.